Messenger RNA from Chaetomium strumarium, 1909 nucleotides. Its product is annotated as ras family-domain-containing protein. The coding region runs from base 84 to 1808 and encodes 574 amino acids. The transcript has 6 exons. Gene Ontology annotation, molecular function: GTP binding; GTPase activity; protein kinase binding. Gene Ontology annotation, biological process: endocytosis; establishment or maintenance of cell polarity; Cdc42 protein signal transduction. NCBI's taxonomy places the organism in Eukaryota, Fungi, Ascomycota, Sordariomycetes, Sordariales, Chaetomiaceae. The record is from RefSeq and is a predicted model, not a curated record.
GACGCUUCGUCCUGACAAGCGAGCACCUCUCGAUCCCAACAAACAAUCAUCAUCUUGUCGUAGGUUGGCUGUUGACCACGUUAAUGGCCGACCCUCUCAGUGUGGCCGCCUCGGUCGUCGGCCUUCUCGCGGCGGCGGGCAAAGUCGGCUCGGUGCUCCGCCAAUUCGUCGGCGCUGUCGCCGAUGCACCGCAAUCCGCGCAGGCCGCCCUCGCCGCUGUCGAAGAGAUGCAACUCGGCCUCGCAAUGAUCCAGGAGCUCAUUGACACUGUCUCGAGCCUGCCUAGCAGACGAAGGGUGCUAUUGCGCCUCGACCACAUCGUCAUCGUCCUCACAAACUGCGUCCUCACCAUGUCGGAGCUCGAGUCGCUCGUCUGCAUCAAGGCGGGCAUUACGGAUCGCUUCAGUUGGGUUGCGGCGGAAAAGAGGGUCAAGGAUCUCCUCUCACAGCUAGAAUCCCAAAAGACCUCGCUGUCUUUGAUGGUGACGGUGCUUUUCUGCCGGUCGGAGGUUGAAGCUAUGCGGAGUAGAGAGAGACUGAUCAUAGUCAUUGAGCGGAUCUUGGAGAGAGAUCCCGAGUUCGCGGCGCAUAUCCGGGGACUGGAGAAUAGUUCGACGGUGGAGGACCGUUCGGUACGGUUCGACGACAACGAUUCAAUUGCUACCUCGACUAUAAGGCCAGUUAAACCGUUCCCUGCCUCCGACCUUCGCAUGCUACCUCGUCCGUCAGUGCUGGGGGAGCUGGAAAUUCCGUCGGAAUCGAAGGUUUCUGUAGAAACCCGUUUCGAAUUCGAGGCAGCUCUCUGGAAGUCACGACCGUACUUGGGCAUGGAGUCUAACGAGUUGGAUGGUUCAGUGACAGAUUUGACCCUCAGAUCGCAUGCUUGGAGCUCACUGUCAUUGAACGACAUUUCUGUUAUUUCCGUCUUCCGUCUUCCGAUCACUUUGGACGAUAUCAACCCUAUCGCGCCCGACCUGACAUUUGCGACCCUCCUCCGUGGCUCGGGCCUUAAUAGAGGCUCGAACGACUCGAUGCGAGGACGAUCGGUACAAAGCAUGUUGUCUCAACCAAGAGGGAGAGAUGCUCCGAAGGCACUAAACAUGCCGGGGGUCUUGCACCCGUUCGCCGCCGCUCAGGUGGCGCCUAGCCGUCUGCGUGUACGACGGGCCGACGACGACAUUAGGGUUGUUGUAGUCGGAGAUGCCUCCACGGAGAAAACAGCAACAAUCAUCUCGUACACCACACAGACAUUUCCCAGUGUAUAUAUCCCAUCCGUGACCGAUGACGCCACGGUAAACGUCAUGAUGGACGGCGUGUCCCGUUCCCUAAGGCUCUCUGACACGACAGGCAAGGAGAUGUAUCCCCACCUUAGAAUGCUUGUUUACCCGCAGGCGGACGUCUUCCUUGUCUUCGCACGCGUUGGGAUCAAAUCCAGUUACCGAAAUAUCGAGAAUGUCUGGAUUCCGGAGAUUACGUACCUUCGUCCUGGGGUCCCAUUCGUCAUUGUGGGAAUCGGGAACCAGGACGGCCUUGAACUUGUCCGUGACUCUAUGUCACCAAACGAGCACUUGCAUUCUAACCCGGACAAGCCCCUGUUUUACGCCCGGUUGGGCGCGGAUUUGGCAAGGAGGCUUGGUGCAGUGAAGUAUGUGGAGUGCAGCAUCAACGCGCCGUUUCGUCUCAAGGCUGUUCUUGACGAGGCCAUCGUCGCAGCGCUGACGGCACCGGACCCGAAACGGAAAGACCGCAGGCGCUCCUUACGACCGGCUUUCUUAAGUCUCAGAGAGACGACGAAGGACGAAGAAUGAAUUGUUAACCAUACAGGAACCGCAAUGGAACCCUUCAAGCUUUCACAUUACACCCCUGUAGCACCUUUCAGACCGGGCUACCUGCUAUCACUGCGCCACCG